AUGGGUAGAAGUGGGGCCUUCGCGGUCUUACCAAAGCUUCUGGGCAUCAUUUCGUUCUCGUUUCUCGGUAUGCUUUUUUAUCUUAGUUUUUAGCAAGCUCAAAAAAGGAAAAAAAAAUUGCAUUCUUUGAAAAAAGCUAUAACUGCCGCCAUUCCAUUUUUCUCUUCACGAAGCAUUUUGGAUAGCGAGAUAUUCUGGCUAAGUGUUCUCAAGAUUCUCGGUUUUUCAAGGAAUGACUAAUCCUUCAGGACGCUUGAAAAAUGUUCACGGAGCAUGGACUUGGAAAGUAGUCAUUUGAGCUUUAGAAGAGCAGUUUUUUCGAUAUUCUGAGCUUGUUCAUUGUCUAAAAAAAUGUGUUUCUCUGCUCACAAAAAUCAUAAAGAUUCGGUAGACAGAUUUAGACAGAAGCUGUAAUAAAGAUAAGCAAAAAUCUUCAAGCAGAUGACCAAAAUUGCUAUCAAAUUUUUUUUUUUUUAGAGAGCAGGUUAAAAUUAAAGCUCAUUUUCAGUAAAGUUCAAAAUUUAUUUCGCACAAUUGUAAUCAAAAAAAAUCUGGCAAUUGCUGUUUUUUUUUGGGAUAACUACUUUUUGACUCUAAUUUAAAAAUUUUUGCACCUCGGUCAAGUUCACAAUCAUAAGACUUUCAAUUUAAAAUUGUUAACCUUGAUGAGAUCUUGAAGUUUAUGAGAGCCAUUAUUCGACACAGUGGGCUGAGAUCGAAAAAUUUUUUUUUGUUAAAUUAGAAAAAAACUUCUACGGGCUAUAGAGAAAAAUAAUCAGUUGGUUCUUUGAAAAAAUUCAAAAAAGAUAAUACGUGAAAGGUUUGCAGUUUGGGGCGCGGUGAACGGGACUACCGACCAGACGAUCCAAACAGCUGCUGGUGGGUGAUCCUUUAUGAUGGGAGCUCCUUCUUUCCUUUGACCUUCUCCAAACCUCUCUUCUCUGCUUUCUCUUUUCCUCUGCACGUCACUCCCCAUCCGAGCCGUUCGCACUCCAUCCGAUUGCUUCGGAGUUUCUCUGUUUUUAUUUUGCGGCUAUGUUUUGAUAAGAAUAUGUCACACAAUCUUGAUUCUGAUUCAGAAAUCAAUGUUUUCUUUUUCUUUUUGUUUUCGACUACAUUUUUCAUUAGGAUGGAACAGAUGAUAAAUGAGCAAUUUUUGCUUUUCUGUGUGAGAAAUCUCACCAAACUUUGUAUCAAAGGUAAAUGAAUUAAAAGCCUGACUGGAAAAAAAAAGAAUUUUUUCUUGCGACUUCUAAUUCUUUGUACUUUAUGAAUUACAUUUAAUAAAUCCGCCGAAAUUAUUUCCACCAUUUUCGACUUGCUAAUUUAAAAAAAUAUUUUUUUCUCCUUAUCCGUCUUUUUUUAAGUUAGUGACACAGUUCAAUCAAGAAACUUCAGUUCAAAUCGGACAAAUUUUAGUUUUGAAUGAAUAAACGAGAAUUUUUUUGAUGAAACUGAGAAAAACUUAAAAAAAAUUUUUUUCUUUAUGAGGAUUUAUUCGUAUUUUUCCUUCACAUCCAACAAAAUUUACAAAAUAUUUUCAGUAGAUUUCAAACUCGAGUUUGGUGACAAAUAUUCCAAAUUUUUGACCAGCUAAAAAAUUAUGAAAACGUGUUGUUUGUAGCGUGUAGGGCAGAUGAAAGUGCAUUUAUGCCAGAAAAACAACAUUCUUGGCUGCUGAAAGUUUGGUCGAUAAAAGGCGGAAAGGGAAAAAAAUUGGUAGUCUCUUGACUAGUUGCUCAUUGAAACAUAUGCUUUGUUUAUUCGAGAAAAAAUAACUCUGAGCUUUUUUUAAUUGUGUGUUUGUUUUGCAUGAACCUGGCGGCCGUUAAAAACAGGUGUCUGAUUGGUAUAAACUAAUGACGUAUUGCAGAUACGAGCAGCCGUGAUGGGGAAUGGACGGAACAAUCGACAGCGCCUGUGAUCGUCGAGAGACCGACGUGAGUUUUCAGAUUGCUUAUUAUGUAGAACAAAUGUAAUCAGUAUAAACUUGGUUCACUCAAUUUUUCAAUAUCUCAGCUUCCUAAAAAGAAAAAUUAUUGUGUUCAAACUUUUGAGUUGCGAUUGAUACCCAUCAAAAAUAAUUCAAGAUAGAACCGAAGUAACAUCUCUUAUAAAAAAAUUUCAAUAAAAAAAUUGUUUUAUGACAGUUCAAAACGCUCGGAAGCUUUUUUUUCAAUGAGCCGAUUUUCAUAGCAUAUUGAAAAGUAUCUGUCACUUGAUCAAUAUUUUUUUUGCUGAAAUAUCCGACAUAAUCCAAAAAUCGACUCGUCAUUGUUUGUUUUUCUCAAAUAGGACACCGACGCCCGAUUUUUCACAAACAGUUGCAGUACAUUUUUUUCAACUUUUUAUUUUUUUGCUUCAGGUCUAUUUAGAACAUAUUUUUUUUUAGAUAUAAUUACGAAACUUAAGAGAACAUAAAUUAAAUUGAUAGCCUUUGCUGCGAAAGUGAAAGAAAUAGUUUUAAUAGAGUGUAUGACGAGAAAAAUUUCCAAGUCAACAAAAAUUUUUUUGAAGUUAAAGUAAAUAGUUCAAAUGCAUGAGAAAGAUCGCACAAUUAAUUUUUAAAAAAAUCUUUUUUUCAUUUAUUUUUUUCAACGAUUUGGAUUGCUAUCAACAGAAAAAUCCAAUGCUGAACGCCUUGCUACCGAAAACUGCACGCUUUUUUUGGGUUGGUUCAGAUUUUUUUGCCCGACCGACAGGAAGUGGUUCCCGCGCGUCAACGCGGCUCUAGAGUCUCCUUUCUAAGUUGCUAUUCAAGCUUUAGUUGAAAAAAAGGGAGAAAUAUCGUAGGAAGGUAUAUAUUGUAGAAUAUUGUAAUAAAGAAUCGAUAUAGGAAAUUGUAUUUUUUCGAUUUUCCCGGAGCUAAAGACAAAUAUAAAAGUCCUGUCUUUGAAGCUCACUUAUGAUUACCAAAAAAUUAUUUACACGCUUCAGGAAUGAAUUCUCCCGACGCAACCUAAGCAUGGUUAUUAUUUUAUUUUUAAUUUUGGCUAUUUUUACUCAAAAGUCCUUCCCUUGUAAAUACGUUGAGCUCUAUGUGCGGUCUUGACAUCAUUAUUAAAAUCGAAAAUCUCGAAACUCCUAUUCAGAAUAUCGACAAAGACGAUGGAGUUACCGGACGAAGCAGACUGGCUGAAAACGGCAGACAAAGAAGAAGUGGAAAAGGCCAAGCAUGGGCUCGACCUGAUCCACUUCGAUCUCUCCCACACCGGAAAUCCCUUAGUUAUCCUUUUUGUACUCACCGUCGUCAACUUGUUCAAGCCAGGUAUAUCCCGAUAAAGAUAUGCUCUCAGAACUUCCAAAAAUGCCUAAUUUUCCAGUUCUGAAAUGGCGCUACGUCAACUCCGUCCCAGAAGCCGUGACGUUGUUGCUCGUCGGUCUGGUUCUUGCCGUUUUUUUGUUUGCCGUUUCUCACAUCCAGGUUCUCAUCCCUGGAAUCAAUCUAUUGAAUUUCAAAAUUUUCAGCUAACUCUAACCCCAGACCUUUUCUUCGUCUACUUGCUGCCCUUCAUUGUUGCCGAUGCCGGGUUUUUUAUGCGAAAGCGCAUUUUUUUCGAAAACCUCGGGACGAUCCUCACAUAUGCUGUUUUUGGAACAAUGCUCAGCACUCUCGUGAUCGGUGAGCUGCUUUUUCCAAGUGCGCUUGGAUAGACUUUGAAUAUUUUUCGCGUGCUGCAAUCAAAAUAUUUCUAAUUCUAGAGAAGAGUACAGUCUUUUCAAUUCAAAAAAAGGGUAAUUGAAAAAUGAACAAAUCCUCCGUUUCUGUGACAAAUUAAGUGUGGAGGUCAUCAUUCAACUUGCAGGACUCAUUUUGCACCUGUUCUCGCCCUUUUUCGCCACUUCAAUUCCGUUUCUGCACAUAAUGCUGUUCUGCGCGCUCAUCUGCGCCGUUGAUCCGGUCACUGUUCUCAGCACUUUCGCCGAAAUCGACGCCAACGACACUUUGUUCAUCAACAUCUUUGGAGAGAGUCUCACCAAUGAUGCGGUCACGAUUGUGAGUUAUUUUUUUUUUAGAAAUUUUGAACUUUAUGGUUCCCCUGCACGGUCUAUUCAAAAGUUGACAUGUUUUCCGUACGGUCCUUUGGGCUCAAAAAUCGCCAAAUUGUUUCAAAAUUGAAAAAUUGUGAAAUUGGCUGAUGAGUAGUAUGAAGACAUCAAAAUUCGAACAAAUAUCAUUUUCAGGUGAUCUAUCGGACCAUUAUCGCCAUCAUAAUGCAAGGCGACGUGGAACACACCACGCAGAGCUUCGUGACCGUGGCUGUUGGGGCUGUCGGAACCUUCGCCUACGUCUCUUUCGGCGGCAUAAUCAUUGGAAUACUGGGCGGCUACUUGAGUGUCUUCUUGAUCAAGUUAGUUUUUUGUCUUUUUUUAAAUCUGAAAACUAAUAAUGAUUCGGAAAACGGCUGCCUUUCGAUUAUGAUUAUAGUUCUCUCACCACUGACUAGAGAAAUGUCGAUAAGAAAUAGAGUGAAAAAUGAAAAGGUUCAGACGAGUCUGUAACAGUUUUGACACAGGCUUGAAAUAAUUUUUUUACGGUACCUUUUUUUUACUUCUGAAAGGGCCUUCGACAACCAAUAAAUUAAUUUUUUUGACCUAGUCAGUGUGAGAAAUUCCAAUUUUGAAAAAACGUGUCAUUCGUAUUAAUUUUUUAAAUUGUCUUAAUCAUAAUUCCUUUCAGACAUCUUGUCCAGCAUCAAAUUCUGCUCCCACUCUUCCAAACUUUCGCUCCGUACAUUCUGUACCUGAUCACCGAGACCUUUCAUCUUUCCGGCAUUUUAGCGUGAGCGAAACUUUCUUUUUUCAGCAAUUUUCUCGGCCUUUUUUUCAGCUGUGUGAUAGGCGCGAUGAUCAUCUCGCACUACCAGCCCGGAAAUGUCUGUGCGGAAAUGGAGUUUAUCCACUGCUUCCUGUCCAAAACGCUGGCUUCAAAGUGAUUUCCAUUCAAAACUUCUCAAAAGAUUCCUAUAGCACAUCAUUUUGACCUUAUUGUGUCCUUGUUAUGGGAAGGGUCAAUUUUUCUGCAAAAAACUUUAGGAAAAAUGAGCAGUAGACGCAAAUCAAAUGGACAAAGCUAUACUAAUUCAAACUGUAGGGAGUGAAGAGUUAGUCCUUAUAUGGUGAAGUCCUGCAGUUCGUUUUGAAUUUAAAAAAAUUAUCCCACGUUUUUCUUAUUUCAUGCCAUGUAGGAUAAAUAAUAACAAGUUUUCUGAAAUUCUGCUUCUUUUAGCAAAGUUGAUUACCACAACGCAAACCUUCUUUGCAGCUCGGAAAUGGUGAUCUUCAUCUACCUGGGAUUUUCUGGCAUCAGCACCAAACACACGUUUGACCCCGUCUUCUCUUUCGUUACAGUGGUCGCCUGCUUCGUGGUCCGCCUGAUAGGUGCCUUAAAAUAUCUGACAAAAUCCAUAAACUUUCAAUAAUCGCGAGCGAAAUUAAAUGGUUUUUUUUUGCCUCAAAGUUUGAUCAAAGUUGAAAAAAAGUAGGCACUAUUCAAAAAUUAAGGAGCUGUAGAUUUUUGUCUUGUUGAAGUAUUAAUUGAUCAAAUUCGUUUUUUCCCCUUUUUUUCCUCGAAUUAUAUUUCUUAACCCGAUAGUAAGAUUUGAAUUUUGCAGUUGUUCUUUUCCUGUCUUACAUCGUAAACCAUUUCCGCGGCUUGGACAGCCUUAUUCCAUUCAAAGACCAACUUGUCAUGGUUCACAGUGGAAUCCGAGGAGCUGUUUGCUUUGGUAAGAACUCAUCACAUAUUUCUCACUUUCACUACCUAUCCUUAUAGGUUUGGUUGCUUCAAUCGACAGAAACGUCAUCCCAGCGCAGGACAUGUUUGUCACAACUACAUUGAUCGUCAUUGCGUUCACUUCAGUUGCGCAGGUUCAGAGAUUCCCUUUAUUUCCAUCAUCACCAAGUUUUUCCAGGGCUGCACAAUCAAGUCUGUUAUGAAACUUUUGAAGAUCAAAGGCAAUGAGGAAAUCCCGAAGAAAGUUGCGAAACCGAAAAACGUGAGAUGAGAAAAAUCUUUCAAACAGGAAAAGAUUUUUAGUGGAUUGACCGUUUCGAGGAAUUUGAUGAAAAGUACCUGAAGCCAUUCUUCUGCAAAUGCAAAGAUCCCACGCAAAUGUGUAAGUAAAAUUGUGAUUUUACGAAAACGCCCCAGGCUCGGACAAAGAAAAAAUUAUAAUUUUUUUAUAACGAAAUUCUCAUGAAAGAUUAUAGUCGUUCCCACCAACCUUUCUAAUUAAUAAAAAAACUUUUAAGACAUGCCAAACGCCUCUUCGUUCCACGAGCUUGGACUCCCUCCAGCGGUCAGCUCAGCUCUCCGUCUUGGCGAACGCACCGAAGUGUAAUUUUUUGUCAAAUCUUCUUUUUGAAAUCAACAAUUAUUACAGACAGCCUCUUCCUUCGCUUUCUGUUGCUCGACCCACUUUGCCGCCGAUGGACAACGACGACUCCAUGUCGCCGUACUCUACUAUUGCUGCUCCAAUUUCUGGACGUCGCACUCCAACUCAGGUUUUAUAUUCGAAGUAAUCAGAAUUGAGUUUGAUAUAAAAUUCAGCGUGGCUCUGUCUAUUCUCGUCACUUUCUGCCGAUGCCGUCGCCAACUGCAGUCCCUCCAGCCGAGGAAGUGAGUUUUUGACGGUUUUGUACCAACCCCGCUCCCCUCGUUAGUUUAUAUACUUUCUCUUCAGAUACUCAAAUUAUUUUCUUGUUUUGAGCAAUCCAUGAAGAAAUCUCGUAAAUGGUCUUGUGAGACCUGCUAUUGAACGUUUUCUUAAUCCUGAGGCCAAUAGAGUAUAGCCUUACUAAUCCAAUUCUCUGCACAAGGAACACAUUUUUUUCUCAGGACUCCAACAACCCUUAUCUCACGUUCCCUUACUGCAAAGGUCACACAGUUCGCUUCAUUGGUAAAAAAUAUUUCUCGAUUUUCCUAAAAAGGUUUAUUUCAAGAUCCUUCCGGUGUCAACGAAAAGGCUGCUGGUAUUCCCUUGGUCGCUCGAACUCGUCAUAAUUCUAUCGGAAGUGAGACAUAAAAAACAAUUCCCGUUUAGUUUUGCUUUCAAGUUGCAGCUGAAAGUCCAGCCAAAGAAGUCACUUUCAUGGAUCCCGACACAGAUGUGGAAAACGCUCGCAAACGUGGGUUUUUUAAAAAAAUUUUUCAGAAAUAGGGCAAAAUCAAAACGUUUCUCUGGUUUUUUCACUCAUUUUGUAUUUAUUUGGAGGCUCGCUGUAGGGAUAUUUUAUCAUUUAGUAUAAGUUCAAAACUUGUGAGAGAGAAUUGGAUCAAGUUAGCUAAAAACUAGUAUCAAAUAGGAUUUCAAACCGUAACACCUUCACUGUGCAAUCACGACGUUUUUAAUCGAUGCAAAUGAAUUAUAUUAUCUCUAGCUUUUAUUAAGAAAGAACCGCUUGAACUCAAAAGACUGUAAGUGGGCUAAUUUCAUACUUAUAGAUCUGAAUUGUGUUUCUUGUAUUUUUAAACUUGACUCAAGUACUUUUGAGCCUCUUGACAGUACUCAGACAAUAAAUCCGCUUGAUUCUCAUCAUUGAUAAGAUGAUCAAUUUGCAGCAAGUCGCUUUGCUGUGAAGCCUUUCACUAUCGGAGAUGAGGAGGCGCAGCUUCUGACCAUCGACGAAGAACAUGCCUCGCCGAAAAAAGAAGGAACCCCAACUGGACACCUUGACGAUCAAGAGAAGAAGAAGGACAAGAAGACCGCGGACAGUGAAGAAAAGGGAGAGUCCAAGGAAGAUUAA
Messenger RNA from Caenorhabditis auriculariae, 7749 nucleotides. The record is from the annotation of a GenBank genome assembly. Lineage: Eukaryota; Metazoa; Nematoda; Chromadorea; Rhabditida; Rhabditidae.